CGCCUGCAGUGCAGAUACCACCGCGGUGCCAUCUAUCUAUCUGCACGCGCCUCACGCUGUCUUCUCCUCUCAAAUGAGGAGGCAACUGAUGCGAGAGUCUGCAAAGAGGAGCCAAUCGCCAAACAGAGACGGUGUCGCCCUACCCCUCUCAGAUGCUUCCAAUCAUGUGUCCGGUGUGGGAGGAACGGCGUUUGCAGAGGAAAAUCGAUGAUCCAGCGCGUUGAGCUGAAAUUGACAAGUUUCGGUUAAAUGCCUUGUCUUUUUUUUUUUUUUUUUUUUGGGGCCGGUUUUAAGGUUGCUCAACAGCUCCGUCUGUCAGUGUCUCAGUGCUGCACACACUCACACACACACAGCGGGACAUCAUGUGUGCUGCAAGCCCUAAUACACUCUUUGGGAUGGGAAACCCCUUGCUGGACAUCUUGGUUGUUGUGGACAAAGACUUCCUUGACAAGUACAGUCUGAAGCCCAACGACCAGAUCCUGGCUGAGGACAAACACAAAGCACUAUUUGAGGAGAUUGUGAAGAAGUUUAAAGUAGAUUACCAUGCUGGAGGAGCCACUCAGAACUCCAUAAAGAUCGCUCAGUGGAUGAUCCAAGAGCCCCACAACGUGGGCACGUUCUUUGGCUGCAUCGGCAAAGACAAGUUUGGAGAGAUCCUGAAGCAGAAGGCUAAGGAGGCCCACAUCGACGCCCACUACUACGAGCAGGACGAGGAGCCCACCGGGACGUGUGCGGCGUGCAUCACGGGGACCAACAGAUCGCUUGUAGCUAAUCUGGCUGCUGCCAACUGCUAUAAGAAGGAUAAACAUCUAGACCUGGAGGAGAAUUGGAAGCUGGUGGAGAAAGCUAAAGUCUACUACAUUGCUGGUUUCUUCCUGACUGUCUCUUUGGAGUCCAUUCUGAAGGUGGCAAAGCACGCCGCUGAAAACAACAAGCUGUUUUGUAUGAACCUCUCGGCGCCCUUCAUCUGUCAGUUCUUCAAAGACAACCUCAUGCAGGUUCUGCCCUACGUCGAUGUGCUGUUUGGCAACGAGAUGGAGUCUGCCGCUUUUGCUAAAGAGCAAGACUUUGACACCACGGACAUUAAGGAGAUUGCCAAGAAAGCCCAGGCUUUACCCAAAGUCAACAAAAAGAGACAGAGGAUCGUGGUUUUGACUCAGGGGAAGGACGACACUGUUAUGGCCCACGGUGACAAGAUCGAUGCUUUCCCAGUAGUGAAGAUUGACCCCAAGGACAUUGUGGACACGAACGGAGCAGGGGACGCCUUCGUGGGAGGUUUUCUGUCUCAGCUUGUGAGGGACAAACCUCUGGAGCAGUGCAUGAAGGCGGCGCACUACGCCGCCAACGUCAUCAUCCAACGAGGAGGCUGCACCUUCCCUGAAAAGCCAGACUUUAACUGAAAACCUUUCCUUGUUCUCUCCGUUGCUACAACUCUGACUCAUAAUUCUGUUGUAUUCCACCAAUGCUAACCGGGAUUUUUAACAAUAUUUAUUUUGAAUAAGAAGCAUGUCCAUUUUCAAAUUGUUUUUUUUUUUUUUUUUUUUAAGUCUUUGCGCACAUCAUUUCUUACAACGUGGCAGUUUCGUGCCUCGUGCCGUUUGUCUCUUUAUUCUCUACUUGGGGCGACUUAUGGAUCUUGCAGCCAAAAACAAAGAGACUUAUUUAAUGAUAAAGGAAACCCUGUAACGUAAGGUUCCGUCAUCAUUGUGAAUUAGUUAUGAAACCCUGUUUCUUAGUUGUUUACUUUUGGCUUUUAUACCACCAAACACUUCUGUAAGUGCACAAGCCCAUAUCUCCCCCACACAGACAGAAUCCAAGCACAAGAAGGCUAAUUGGGGUCAUGUUCUGCUCAGAAGACUGAAUAAUUAGAUGCAGUAGGCAAGCAUACUUCAAUCGAACGUGCAGUGAUGAUUUGUUUUAUGAGCUUAAUUUUGUUUCGGUUGAAUUUAGCUGCCCUAUCAUUGAACAAGACUGUUCUUAGAUACUCUUUUCUGCAUGUGUCAAAGCCAAUUUCCACCACACCCUCCGAGAAGCUGGAGAAUAUUAGCUUCAUCCGCUGCGCGUGUGAUCUUCUUAAGUUACCUUGUUUGUAGUGAGCUGCGUAAAAAGAACUGACUGCCUUGUCUCUUUCUCUGUAAAUGCUGAAAAAUAUCCACAGGCCUGAUGAGAAGCCUGCAGGGUUUGCAUGAGCCUGGAUGCUGGGAAGUGGAAAAGCUAGUUUAGGGAAAUCUGGUAACUCAUAGGUGUAAAUGAACACAACACCCUUAAGAUGGACACAGGGCAUCUGUUAUUCUCAGAAAGAGCUUAUGUUCUCUGUUUUAAGGAUACAGUGGGCAUUAAAACCCUUAAGUUUUCUGACCUUGAGUUUGUCACUUGUUCCCAGUUAGAGGUAUAUCAUCCUACUUAAUGUAUUAUAAACACAACGGGUAGAUUUGUUCAUCCGAAAUCAAAUGGACAUGAGAUUUUUUUUUUUUUUUUUUAAGCAAAACUGAUUGUCUGGUUAAUUUAUACUUCAGAUGAAAGAUGCUGGAAAAAGUUGGAGAGCAAAGAUUGUGAAAGGCUGAACGCGAUGUGGGGCCAAGCAUUGCAACCCAUCUGUGUCAACCUGACUUUGUCUUACAUUGUGAUCUGUGCAACGUGGAAUACUUGAAUAUAUCAAACACGAAUCUGAACGUCCUCUGAAAUCCUAUGAAGCCAGACUUUGGUAGUUUCAUGAGCAGUCGGUUGUGUUAAAAUGUGUUCGUCUGGUACUUGUAAAGUAACGCACAUCGUCCCACAGGCUUUUUCUUUAUCUUGUCUGGAUCCACCAAAAAGCCUUAUGUGACCAUCUAUUAUUGGUCUCAUUAAAGUUCAAGUUGCCCUUCUCUGUGGUGAACCGUGGGAUGCCUGAAACUGACAAAUAAACCAAUUUUGUUAUUUCA
Molecule: messenger RNA, 2921 nt
Organism: Salarias fasciatus (jewelled blenny)
Lineage: Eukaryota; Metazoa; Chordata; Actinopteri; Blenniiformes; Blenniidae
Gene: adka
Product: adenosine kinase a
Exons: 11
Coding region: 363-1400 (345 amino acids)
Biological process (GO): purine ribonucleoside salvage; purine nucleobase metabolic process
Cellular component (GO): cytosol; nucleus
Molecular function (GO): adenosine kinase activity
Source: RefSeq, a predicted model, not a curated record